Messenger RNA from Lotus japonicus, 1872 nucleotides. Its product is annotated as annexin D5-like. NCBI's taxonomy places the organism in Eukaryota, Viridiplantae, Streptophyta, Magnoliopsida, Fabales, Fabaceae. The transcript has 7 exons. Gene Ontology annotation, molecular function: calcium-dependent phospholipid binding; calcium ion binding. The record is from RefSeq and is a predicted model, not a curated record. Bases 729 to 1682 code for a protein of 317 amino acids. Gene Ontology annotation, cellular component: cytoplasm.
AUAUCUUCCAACAUAAUAGGACCAACAUCCAUCUUCAACACAAUAGGCAAAUACUCAGUGCUAGUUCUCAGAUUUGGGCACCUCUGAAUUUCAUCAACCCCAACCCAACAAUAAACCCAACAACCCCAACCUCACCCUCCCACUAUCUUCUUCGUUAUCUUCCAAACCAAAAAACCCACCGAGAAACCCAAGCAAAAGCAAGAAAAUCCAAAGAAAGAAAGAUAGAUUCAAGAGAAAGAUAACCAUAACUGAGAUCGUACACAAGAACCCAAAUUGUAGGAGAACCCAAAUCGCGAAAAGAACCCAGAUCCUUAACAAACGUUGGUGCCUUUCUUGUGAAUCGUUGCCUCGACUCCUUCUCUCACCUUCUCCUUCUUGAAUCUCGCCAUCUUUUAUCUUGCGUCGUGGGUUAUGAUGGUGAUGGAGUGUUGUCCUAUCCAUAUCCAAGUUUCAAACGCAUCUCAGAAUGAGAGGUGCGAAAAUCCAAAAUGAGGUUUUUGUUGCAGGUGGUGGUGGGGUUGGGGUUCUAGUUGCAGGUGAGGGUUGAGAUUUUGGUUGGAGAAGAAGAAGAAAAUGAAGGAGGAGGGGAUGAUGUGAUGAAUUUCUGGAUAAUGAUAACACAGUCUAUCUCCUCUUCAAUAACUUCACAAAAUUCCGUUCACUUUCAAUUCACACGCAGUGUUUAAUUUGUGUGGCAGAAACACAGAGAAACAGAAAAAAGAUCAACAAUGUCAACAUUGACUGUACCUCCAAUGUUGCAUUCGCCUCGUGAUGAUGCUCGCAAGCUGCAUAAAGCUUUCAAAGGUCUUGGCUGCGAUACAUCUAAGGUUAUUCAAAUCCUUGCUCAUAGGGAUUCCGUACAGCGCGACCUCAUCCAACAAGAGUAUGAAACUACCUUCUCUGAAUCCCUUUCCAAACGUUUAGCUUCAGAGCUUCGCGGGCAUACCAAGAAAGCACUGAAACUUUGGCUUUAUGAUCCUGCAACCCGGGAUGCUGUGAUAGCAAGGAAAGCCUUAACUACAACACCAGUUUUUGAUAAUCAAGCUAUAACAGAAAUAAUAUGUUCUCGUACCCCGUCGCAGCUAAGGCGAUUGAAAGAAGUUUAUCUGUCAACAUACCAUUCCUACAUUGAGCAUGACAUUGAAAACCAAACAAGUGGUGAUCACAAGAAGUUGUUGCUUGCAUAUCUAAGCACACCGCGUUAUGAAGGCCCAGAAUUGGACAAUACAAUAGUACAACAGGAUGCCACACAGCUCUAUAAAUCAGGGGAGAAGAGGAUAGGAACUGAUGAGAAAAUGUUCAUAAAGAUCUUCAGUGAAAGAAGCAGCACACAUUUGGCUGCUGUUGACUCUGCUUACAGAGCUCAACAUGGAAACACACUUGAAAAGGCACUAAAGAAAGAAACCUCUGGUAGUUUUUUGAGAGGCCUCUUGACCAUACUACGUUGUGCUACUAACCCUGCUAUGUACUUUGCUAAGAUUUUGCACAAGUCAAUGAAGGGUAUGGGAACUGAUGAUAGUAGACUAAUAAGGGUAAUUGUGACCAGGACUGAGAUUGACAUGCAACACAUAAAAGCAGCAUAUUAUAGUAAAUAUGGAAAACCACUAACUCAUGCUGUUCGUUCAGACACAUCAGGCAGUUAUAAAGACUUUCUAUUACAUCUUUUAGGCACUGAUUAUUAGUAUCUUGAAGUAGCUUUUGUAUUCGUAUAUAUGGACCUGCGUUUGUUAUGUUUAUUAUUUCAAUUUUACUGUUUUGAAUCACAUAUUUUUUCAUGUCACUAUUUAGGAUGUGGAUGGUUGCAAAACUAACUUCUUAUGAUUGUUUGAGUAAAAUUCUAGUAACAAAAAAGUGAUAUGCAACACUUAAUUU